This is a messenger RNA of Oenanthe melanoleuca, 996 nucleotides long. RefSeq names its product olfactory receptor 14I1-like. The record is from RefSeq and is a predicted model, not a curated record. The transcript has a single exon. Gene Ontology annotation, biological process: G protein-coupled receptor signaling pathway. Gene Ontology annotation, cellular component: membrane. NCBI's taxonomy places the organism in Eukaryota, Metazoa, Chordata, Aves, Passeriformes, Muscicapidae. Gene Ontology annotation, molecular function: olfactory receptor activity; G protein-coupled receptor activity. The coding region runs from base 16 to 996 and encodes 326 amino acids.
UCCCAGAGUGAAGAAAUGUCCAACAGCAGCUCCAUCAGCCACUUCCUCCUGCUGCCAUUGGCAGACACGCAGCAGCUGCAGCUCCUGCACUUCUGCCUCUUCCUGGGCAUCUCCCUGGCUGCCCUCCUGGGCAACGGCCUCAUCAUCAGCGCCGUAGCCUGCGGCCACCACCUGCACACCCCCAUGUUCUUCUUCCUGCUCAACCUGGCCCUCACUGACCUGGGCUCCAUCUGCACCACUGUGCCCAAAACCAUGCACAAUUCCCUCUGGGACACCAGGAACAUCUCCUACUCAGGGUGUGCUGCACAGGUGUUUUUCUUUCACUUCUUCCUCUCAGCAGAGCUUGCUCUCCUGACUGUCAUGUGCUACGACCGCUACGUGUCCAUCUGCAAACCCCUGCACUACGGGACCCUCCUGGGCAGCAGAGCUUGUGCCCACAUGGCAGCAGCUGCCUGGGCCAGUGCCUUUCUCUAUUCACUGCUGCACACAGCCAAUACAUUUUCCCUGCCCCUGUGCCAGGGCAAUGCCCUGGGCCAGUUCUUCUGUGAAAUCCCACACAUCCUCAAACUCUCCUGCUCACACUCCUUUGUCAGGGAACUUGGGCUUAUUGCUUUUGGUGUCUGUUUAGCUUUUGGCUGUUUUGUGUUCAUGGUUUUCUCCUAUGUGCAGAUCUUCAGGGCUGUGCUGAGGAUCCCCUCUGAGCAGGGACGGCACAAAGCCUUUUCCACCUGCCUCCCUCACCUGGCUGUGGUCUCCCUGUUCCUGAGCACUGGUAUAUUUACCUACCUGAAGCCCCCCUCCAUCUCCUCCCCAUCCCUGGAUCUGGUAGUGUCAGUUCUGUACUCGGUGGUGCCUCCAGCCCUGAACCCAUUCAUUUACAGCCUGAGGAACCAGGAGCUCAAGGCAGCAAUGUGGAAACUGAUGGCUGGAGGAUUUCAGAAACAUGAAACUACUUGCAAAUUUCUGCAAGUUAAUUGUAAUAAAAGUUAUCUUUGA